CCCAAGUUUAGUCCCACCAAACUCUCUCUCUGUCUCCCCCAAUCUCUCUCUCUCUCUCAAGCAAAGAAGGAAAGGAAGGGCCAAAGAGAAAAAGGAAAACAAACAUUUUUGCCAUCUCUUAUCUCUUCUCCCACCCUUGGAGAGGAGAGACCCACUGAUCUUCUCUUCUACGCGAGCAUUUUGAUCUUCUUCUGCAGCGUAAAAGAUGGCCAGGAACAACAGGGACGAGGGAGCAGCAGCGGUGGAGGGUGCGCGUGAGCCCGUGAUGGUGGGCGGGAACCAGGGAGGGCAAGGGCUGAAGAAGGGGCCGUGGACGUCGGCAGAGGAUGCUAUCCUGAUCGAGUAUGUGAAGAAGCACGGGGAAGGGAACUGGAACUCCGUGCAGAGGAACACCGGGCUGAUGAGGUGUGGGAAGAGCUGCAGGCUCAGGUGGGCUAACCAUCUCCGGCCUAACCUUAAGAAGGGUGCGUUCACUGCCGAGGAGGAGCGGACCAUCAUCCAACUCCAUGCGAAGUACGGCAACAAGUGGGCUCGCAUGGCUUCGCUGUUGCCGGGUCGAACUGACAACGAGAUCAAGAACUACUGGAACACGAGGAUAAAGAGAAGACUCAGAGCAAAUUUACCUCUGUACCCGGAAGGAAUCCGAAGGGCCGAACUUCUGCACCAGAGAAGGCAUCAGCUACUCCAUCACCAACACUACUUGACAUCUUCUUCCUUAUUGCAACCCCAACAAGUAUUGCCGAAUCCACAAGGAAGAUAUGGGUUCAAUCCGUCUCACCAUUCCUUCCAUCAGGCUGGUUUUACAAUGCCAUCGAUCAAUGUUUUGUCUAGUACUCAACAACCCUAUAUGGUCCAUUCAGAUCCAAAUCAUCUCAACGAAUUCCUCCUCAAUAACCUCAAUGGCAACUUCUCCGUGCCUAUCCCGUCACCAUCAAGCUUCUUUGAUCAAAGCAUCCCAGCCCAUUUGCUGCAAAACCCUAACUCACUUCCCGUGAAUUCUCUGGGCAUUUUCAAUGAUGAUCUAACUAGUCUAACUGCCAUGCUGAUGGGGGCUCCAGUUGAAGAUUCGGGCAACAAGUUGAGCACUAACAAAAAGCUCUCUUCGGGCAAAAACCAAUCCACAGGGCCAACAGCACUAGCCCCCUCCAGCUCUUCACCAAAUAGCGACGAUUGCUUGAUCGGAGCCCACAGCAAUAACUCUGAUGAGUACAAUGACAUCAAGCGGGAGCAGCCAUUGGCAAAUCGGAACAGUGGUUUGCUAGAUUCUCUCUUGGAGGAGGCUAAAGUCCUUACUUCUCAGAAGAACUUCAAGGACGAAGACAGCUCGUACACAGCUGAUGGUGCUAACGGGAAGCAAACAGUUGAGGACACUCCGGAUGAGUUCUGUAUCGGGCCAGAAGAUCUCGAGGAGAUUAUGAAAAUGGAUAAUCCAUUUUAUUCAAUGGACGAGGAACUCUCAAGCUUGCUAAUGAAUUUCCCAUCUGCCAUGCCAAAGCCAGAGUGGUACCUAUCUGGCAGCAACAAUGACGCAACCGGACAAUCAUCAAGCAGGGCAAAAGAAAAUAGCUCAGCAAGUCUUGAUGUAUGCAAUGCUGAUGACGCGACCCCUCCACGGGUCAUGGCCACCUCUUCAGAAUCGGACUGGAGCCUGAAGGCAAGCUGCUGGAAGAACAUGCCGGGGAUACAUUAAAAAGCAACAUAUGAAGAGAGUCGUGGUUUACCUUAUCCUGUCAUCAAAAUCUAGUCUAGGGUUCAUAGCUCUUCGUGUGUACAUACAUACAUUUGUGCGUCAAGUUGAUGCAUGCAUGUAUAUAUGUACAUUCGCGAGGAGUUCAAUACAGUUGUUAGUAGUUAUAGCUAAGGUAGCUGUUUAGUGUCAAAAAAAGAAAAAUAAAAAAAAAGAGCAGCUUAGGGUAAAAGUAAAAACCGUAGAUAUAUCUCGUUCCUCUCUUCGGAGACAGCUGAUAAGUAGUUGUUUUAUUGGGACUUCAUUUCAACAGAGAAAAGAAAAAAAAGUAGCUGUUUUAUUA
Molecule: messenger RNA, 2030 nt
Organism: Punica granatum (pomegranate)
Lineage: Eukaryota; Viridiplantae; Streptophyta; Magnoliopsida; Myrtales; Lythraceae
Source: RefSeq, a predicted model, not a curated record